Molecule: messenger RNA, 1088 nt
Organism: Hibiscus syriacus
Lineage: Eukaryota; Viridiplantae; Streptophyta; Magnoliopsida; Malvales; Malvaceae
Product: G-type lectin S-receptor-like serine/threonine-protein kinase LECRK4
Exons: 4
Coding region: 152-1081 (309 amino acids)
Biological process (GO): protein phosphorylation
Molecular function (GO): ATP binding; protein kinase activity
Source: RefSeq, a predicted model, not a curated record
GCCAAUCAAAUUCCUAAUCAAACGGGAAAUUUCGGUCGUGCAGAUUCUUGUUUUAUCUUCCAUUCUCGUUGCAUGUUCAUGUGCUUUUCUUACAGCCUCUGGUGUAUUCAUCUAUAAAUUUCGAGUUCUAAGAUACAAAAGGCUGCUGGAAAUGGGAGAUUUGGGCCUAACCAGAGAGCUUAUGUUGACGUCGUUUUCAUACAAGGAACUCAAGAGAGCCACAAAUGGAUUUAAACAAGAGUUGGGUAAGGGAUCGUUUGGAGCAGUCUACAAAGGAACUCUAGACCGAGGAAGAAAGCCGAUCGCCGUGAAGAGACUGGAGAAGUUAGUGGAAGAAGGUGAAAAAGAGUUCCAAGCAGAAACAAGAGCAAUCGGUAGAGCUCACCACAGAAAUUUAGUUCGACUAUUGGGAUACUGUGUCGAGGAUUCCAAGAGGCUUUUGGUGUAUGAGUACAUGGGCAAUGGGUCCCUUGCAGACCUACUUUUCAAGUCAACAAGGCGCCCAUCUUGGAAUGAAAGAAGGAGAGUAGCCCUAGAUGUUGCUAGAGGACUCCUCUACUUACAUGAGGAAUGUGAGACACCAAUCAUUCACUGUGAUAUAAAGCCGCAAAACAUAUUGAUGGAUGAUUCAUGGAGAGCUAAAAUUUCAGACUUCGGGCUGGCAAAACUGUUGAUGGGAGAUCAUACAAGGACAUUCACAGUAGUGAGGGGAACUAGAGGGUACAUGGCACCAGAAUGGAAUAGAAACACUCCGAUCUCAGUGAAGGCCGACAUUUACAGUUUCGGAAUCGUGCUACUGGAAACGGUGUUUUGCCGACGAAACUUGGACACCAAUGUGUCAAAACCAGAGGAGAUCAUUCUGUCGAGACUGGUGUAUAGAUGCUUGGUUGAAAGAGAGGUGGAUAAGCUUGUGGGUGAUGAACAAGUGGACAAGGAAAGCUUGGAAAGAAUGGUGAUGGUGGCACUCUGGUGCAUUCAAGACGAACCAGCUCUUCGUCCUUCAAUAAAUACUGUAGUUAUGAUGCUGGAAGGGAUUACUGAUAUAUGUAUUCCUCCAUGUCCAGAUGCUUCCUCCAUGUAAUUCAGGU